AUGGAAAAAAUGAUAGAUUUACAUUUAUUUUAUCUUUUAAUUAUUCGAAAAACUCAUCGCGAUGCAACACCAUCGAAGAUGUAUGCAUUUUCAUCAUUUACAUAUUUAUUCGCAAUGCUUUCAAGUAAUUAUGCUUUAGAAUUUGUUAGUUAUCCAAUGCAGGUUUUAGGAAAAUCAGCAAAACCGGUUCCAGUUAUGCUUUUGGGUGUUUUAAUAGCAAGAAAACGAUAUCCACUGAAGAAAUAUCUUUAUGUUUUAUUGAUUGUUUUCGGAGUGGUUUUAUUUAUGUAUAAAGAACCAAAACAGACAACGAAAGCAACUGAAGAUGGUGAAAUAUAUGGUAUUGGAGAAUUUCUUUUGUUUGUUUCACUUGUCUUUGAUGGUCUUACCGGUGGUAUACAAGACAGUAUUCGUGAUAAACAUAAAGUUCAAGCUUAUCACAUGAUGUUUGCAAUGAAUAUAUGGUCAUGUUUAUGGGCAUUCAUUGGUAUUCUUGCAACUGGUGAAUUAUAUGGUUUUAUUGAUUUUCUUCAGACAUAUCCUGAUGUUAUUUCAAAGAUUAUUUUACUCAGUUUAACAGGUGCAGUAGGACAAAAUUUUAUUUUUCUUACAAUUGAAUGGUUUGGCCCAUUGACAUGUUCAAUUGUUACAACAACACGAAAAUUUUUUACUAUACUUUGUUCAAUAUUUAUUUUUGGCAAUCCAAUAACAAUUCGUCAAAUGUUUGGAACAGUACUUGUUUUUCUUGGUCUUUUUCUUGAGCAAUUGCAUGGAAAGAAACAUUAA
Adineta steineri is the source of this 786-nucleotide messenger RNA. The record is from the annotation of a GenBank genome assembly. Lineage: Eukaryota; Metazoa; Rotifera; Eurotatoria; Adinetida; Adinetidae.